UAAUCAGCUGAUACUGCUGCUUGUGUUGUUAAUGCCUGAAGUUGCCGUUGUUCGGACACCCUGCUACUGUAUAUCGGCCGCCGAUACUGACGAAACAUUAAGCCCACAAAAGGAACAUGGCGGACAUAUAAACGCUGACAAACAAUAUGUGUCACAAGGGACGUGUUUCUUACGGAGGAAUUUGAAUUAGUGUCAACGCGGCAGAAGAGCUAGCUCCCAAAUGCUGGUACCUUCGAGGGAAGGAAGAAAGAAACACACCGUCUGAACCUGCUUUGUCGUUUUAUAACCUGAAUUGUGUAACUAUGUACUGAAUUUUCGGGCAUUUUUUUGUAUAUUUUAUGCUAAUUUCUACUUAAUCUUGAACGCAAUCAAAGCGGCUAACUCGUUGGCUAAUGUUAGCCCAUAGCCCGACACAGUGUUGUUGUCCUGCUUGGUGUUUUCGUAACUAACAGGUAGUGACAGAUCACCUUAGCGAUUAUUGGGGGUAUCUAAGCAUAUAUAUCCUGAUGACAUUGCUUAUUUUAUUUAUCUCUAUAAUCAGGUGGCUCAACACGUAUCCCUGUGAGAGAAUCUAACUGGUGAUAAUGCGUCGUGUGGCUCAUUUCUUUGCUUUUUGAGCCCUCAAGAUUACGCAAUUAAGCACUAGUUUGACUGACAGCUGAUGUUGUACGUGGCUGCUUGUGUCAUUUGUUUGUGCAAAUGCAGCUAACUUUGUAAUCUUGGUUGAAAUUGUCAGCUUUAAAGCCUUGGCUGACUUUAUAUUGGUUAUAUUUAAUUGUUUAUUUUGUUCUCAUUGGUUUUGAUUUUAAUGUUAAUAUCAUAUGCAUUAAAGUGGACACUUGUUGCUCGAAAGUGUCACACUGAUGCUCACACAUGACGUCGGUAGCUGUAGAGACACAGUGCCUGUAAAGUAGCCCCCCCCCAGUAUAGUUUGGCGUACAUUGAUCCAGCAGGGAGAGAGACAGAAUCCUUCAGUGGGUUCCAUUGUGUCUUAAGGUGAGCCACCCACCACUACUUGCCAAUGCUGGAUUUGGAGGUGGUACCUGAGCGAUCACUUGGAAAUGAACAAUGGGAAUACGCUUUAGGCAUGCCAUUGGCCCAAGCCAUCUCUAUUCUCCAGAAACACUGCCGCAUUAUCAAAAAUGUCCAGGUGCUUUACAGUGAACAGACACCAUUCAGCCAUGACCUCAUACUGAACUUGACUCAGGAUGGCAUUAAACUGCUCUUUGAUGCAACAAAUCAGAGACUCAAGGUGAUUGAAGUGUACGACUUGAGCAAAGUCAAGUUGAAGUACUGUGGAGUCCAUUUCAACUCUCAAGCCAUUGCCCCCACUAUAGAACAAAUAGACCAGUCCUUUGGAGCUACUCACCCUGGAGUUUACAAUGCAGCAGAGCAGUUGUUCCAUCUCAACUUUCGAGGACUAUCUUUCUCCUUCCAACUAGACUCAUGGAACGAGGCUCCAAAAUACGAGCCUAACUUUGCCAUGGGUUUGGCCUCCCUGCAGAUUCCACACGGGGCCAUGGUGAAGAGGAUGCACAUCUACACCGGCAACAACCUACAAGAAACAAAAGCUCCAGCGAUGCCAUUGGCUUGUUUCCUUGGUAACAUUUAUGCAGAGUGUGUGGAUGUCCUGAGAGAUGGUGCGGGACCUGUGGGCCUCAAACUCCGCCUCUUAACCGCGGGUUCUGGUCCUGGUGUGAUGGGCGAUGCUAAAGUGAGGUCCUUAGAAAGAAACAUCUACUUUGGAGACUCUUGCCAGGAUGUCCUCGGUGCUCUGGGAUCCCCGCAUAAAGUCUUCUACAAGUCUGAGGACAAGAUGAAGAUCCACUCUCCAUCACCUCACAAGCAGGUUCCCUCCAAAUGUAACGACUACUUUUUUAACUACUUCACCCUGGGAGUGGAUAUCCUGUUUGACUCGACAACUCACCUGGUUAAGAAGUUUGUCCUCCAUACCAACUACCCAGGGCAUUACAACUUCAAUAUCUAUCAUCGAUGUGAUUUUAAGAUCCCGCUUGUCAUUAAAAAAGAAGGAGCCGACUCUCAGACUGACAACUGCAUAUUAACUACUUACAGCAAGUGGGAUCAGGUUCAGGAAUUGCUGGGCCACCCGAUGGAAAAGCCUGUUGUCCUUCAUAGGUCCUCAUCUGCCAAUAACACCAAUCCCUUUGGUUCUACCUUCUGCUUUGGACUCCAGAGGAUGAUCUUUGAGGUGAUGCAGAAUAGCCACAUAGCGUCCGUGACCCUCUACGGUGCUCCACGGACCACCAGUCCAGCCCCACCCGAGUCCAGUAGCAGCUCCCACUGAACAAGUAACCUGACACCAUGUCUCAUUCUGGCUUGUCCUGAAAAACGUGCAGAGUUGAAACCAAGCAGACCUAACCAACAAUAACAACAACAACAACACGGCCAUUCUUGCAUUGAAUAGCAUUUGUUUUCCUGCUGGCUUGGAAGAAUUGCUCCUCAAAUCACAUCCAACACACAGUUUGUUGGAGAAUGAAUACCUACAUGUGAGUUUUUGGCUGACUUGAUGGCGUGAUGGAAUCUGUGUUCAGGUACAACUCCAUAAAGGACUGCAAAAAAAAAAAGGAAGGGAAAGAUAAGCUUUGCCAUUUUUGUCAAGUGCAGCUAAGAGCCUGUGUGAAGCUUUUAGAUAUGAACAUGUUGAGCUUCUGCCACUGCGGACUUCAGAGAGCGUCCCCCCACCCCCCAAGAAAAAAAAAAAUAACUGACCAGUAUCCUCAGACAGAACUGGCUUGAUCAUCGCCAACGAACCACACUGCCAGCCUGCCCGCUUCUGCUCGUCUUCCUGCCCGACCACACUAACCAUAAGAAGCUAAGCGUCCCAGCCCAGGAGGAGCCAACCAAAGCUGGAAGGUGAAAGAAGACCCAAACUCUCAAUAGUCAGACGGCCAGAUGUGAAGCCUCUGAAAGCAGAACUAUCCAAACAUUAUUGUCUCCCCCCCGUCCGUCCCUGCCGCCUAAAGUGCUGUAAAAUGAGCACCUGCAUGACCGAGCCUGCUGAAGCCUCUUCUGUCAUUUUAACACAUGAAGCACACACACACACAAGGUCACUUGCCAUGUUGCUUUUGAGCAAAAGGUCAGUCAACGCAUCCUGUUGGACUUUUCCACUUGGCAUUUUUUUAGCCCCCAAACUUGUCGAAAUCCACACCAACGCUGCAUGAACCUGAUAAACAACUUUAUUUGGACGAGAGGAACCCGAAGAGAAAAGCACAAAUUGGCAACCUCUUUUGUUUAUCUUCAGUCCUGCAUGUUGUAAGGGACGCUGCCCCCCCCCCGUCCCUCGUCCACCCGUCUCUCCAACUCAUUGCAUGACUCUUCCCAGGCUUUUGUAAGUAUUACUUUGCACACAACCAUAACACCUUGACUUGUUUGAUUAUUUGGCCAAAUCUUCAAUACAUGUUAACGUGAACGUUUGUUUUUCCUUUUUAACCGUAAAUCUUGGAGAGAGUUGAGGUUCUGUUAUUUUGUUAUUUUACUGAGUGAGUUACGCUACAUGACACGGUGAUGCUAUUCAUCCUUCAGCGACAUCUGCAUCAUCUUUUGUUUGUUGAGUUGCCAAAUGCAUAAGCCAAAGACAUUUCAUGGGCAUUUCUGCUCAUCUUGCAGACAUUCUCACUGUAACUUCUUGUCCUUUUGGAGAAAAGAGGCAGUUUUUUUUGUUGUUGGUAAAAGCAUUGAAAUUCAACUUGGAUUUUAAACAGCUGGCUGUGAUUGCAAAAAAAAAAGGUUGAAGAAAGGAAGGAACUGCUAGGACAAUACAGUGUUUCCUAUACAUUUGGCAAAGAAACGAAUGUAUCAUGCAUCACGCAUUAUGGCCAAUUGAGUAAAUCAGGUAAAGGUUUGAAUGUGAAGGGAAUAGGCUUCAUGUGAAUGAAAAAGUUGUGAAUUAAUCGAUUAAUCGAACAUGUCAUGACAAUAACGUUCCUACAUUAAAACGGUAACAUGAGAGAAAUUUUAAUUGUCAUUAAAAUAAAUUUGUAACGUGUAAGUCUUAAUAUGAGAAUAAAAGUAGUUAAAGGGGACCUAUUAUGCUUUUCCGGCGGCACGGUGGUCGAGUGGUUAGCGCACAGACCUCACAGCUAGGAGACCAGGGUUCAAUUCCACCCUCAGCCAUCUCUGCGUGAAGUACUCCUGUCUCCGGGUACUCCGGUUUCCUCCCACAUUCCAAAAACAUGCUAGGUUAAUUGGUGACUCCAAAUUGUCCAUAGGUAUGAAUGUGAGUGUGAAUGGUUGUUUGUCUAUAUGUGCCCUGUGAUUGGCUGGCGACCAGUCCAGGGUGUACCCCGCCUCUCGCCCGAAGACAGCUGGGAUAGGCUCCAGCACUCCCCGCGACCCUUGUGAGGAUAAGCGGUAGAAAAUGAACGACUUAAUUUCUUGGAAACUACAAGGCAGAUAAUUAUAAGCAGCUGGUGGCAAACCUCCUGAUGAUUUUACAUUUAACUACAAAUGCACUUCUGUCGGAGCUGCAUGUUGGUCAAGUGGUUAGCGCGUGGACCUCGCAGCUAGGGUUCUCGCAUGCGUGGGUUUUCCAAAAACAUGCUAGGUUAAUUAGCGACUCCAAAUUGUCCAUAGGUAUGAAUGUGAGUGUGAAUGGUUGUUUGUCUAUAUGUGCCCUGGGAUUGGCUGGCGACCAAUCCAGGGUGUACCCCGCUUCUCGCCUGAAAACAGCUGGGAUAGGCUCCAGCACCAAACUUUUGUAGAAGUAACAGGACAAAUGAGCUCAGCAGCUGUCUGGAAGUCCUCCGGAGCGCUUGAGAGUGUGACCAAUAAAUUAAACAGACUUUUUGGGCAGGAAUUAAGAAAUCCAUGGAAACACUGCAGCAUCUGGAAGAUCUAGAAAGCUUUCUAUGUGGGUUAUUGUGUGUAGCUGCUCUAUAGGAGUUCACAAUUUGAUACAAAAAAUGAAAAUGAGCAUAAUAGGUCCUUUUUAAUGAUGCUAAUGCUUUUUUCCCCUUGCGCUUUUAAAAUUGUAUUUAUAAAUUUCUCUCAAAAGUACCACUUUAUUCUUAUAAUAUUGGGAAUUUUAUGUUUUUAUGUUUCCUUUUAAAUGAUCCAUAGGUAUGAAUGUGAGUGUGAAUGGUUGUUUGUCUAUAUGUGCUCUGUGAUUGGCUGGAGACCAGUCCAGGGUGUACCCCGUCUCUAGUCCAAAGUCAGCUGGGAUAGGCUCCAGCAUACCCUGCUAUCAUAGUGAGCAUUUAGUGGCAUCAAAAAUGGAUGAAUGAAUGUCCUUUUGUUGUAGCCAAAUUAUUUUUUUAACUUAAUUUUUUUACUUUUAGCCUUUUUUUUCUCCUUGCAAUAUUUUAGCAUUAUUUCCAUUUAGCUUCACUUGUUAUUGUUAGUGGACAAAUGUAUACUCGUUAUUAUUUGGCUUGGCUUUGUUCUUGUUUUUCCCCCAGUUUUUUAGGGUGGCCUUAGUACUCUUGUACACAGCUUAUACAUUAAAAAAAAUAAUUUGGAUUUGAUUCAUUGUUUUUUGGGGGGGAAGAUUAAGAAUUUGUCAGUGAAUAUUAGGGUCCUGUGAAAAACCACCAUGAGUCAUUCCUUCACUCUAACAUAACAGAUUGUAUGCAAGAGUGGAUGCGUUAAAAAAAACAACCUUGUUCCCUUACUUCAUUUGUCAACAUAAACAGGUUGGAACGCUUUUGAUUAUUUGUUGCGGUAACCAUAGAACUCUGUAAAGACUGCAGGUGUUUGAUCACGUUUGCACUAAGGAAUCAUAAAUAGUCAUAUCAUUUAGUCAAUUUACCAGCAGGGAAACACAAUCCUUACUUAUAUAUUUUUUUUUAAUAUAUAGUUUUUUUUGUUUUUUUUUUUCAGAAUGUUUCCAAUCAGAAAUAUUGAGUUUCAGUUAGGGAUAUACAAAACUUCUGCAGAAUUGUCAUCCUUCCUGGAUGUAUUUAUACAUUUAUUAUUAUUAUUAUUAUUGUCUAUUCAAACACUUUAGUGUGCAUUUGAAGAAACAAAGCAGAAAAGAACAAAACUUUGUGCCUCAUUUCCCACUGAGCCUGUCUUUGACCUUUGUAUUUUCUCCCCUGUGUAGAGUACAUAAUAGUGUGUGUGUGUGUGUGUGUGUAUGGGCUAUCAUAGCAGCAUCAUACAUUAUGCUGGUAUGGCCUUAGAUUUAUUUUUGCCUGUUGAGAAUUACUGCAUUUUCUACAUCACAUUCAUGUUUUUGUACUUUUCGUUUUCUUAUCUCUUGAGUGACUGACAUAGUUACGCCAACCAAUAAUCACAAAGGACGCCGAUUUCAAACGUAGAGUCACUUUUCGAGUCAACGACUUGUCCAGAUUAAAAUUAAAAUGUGUUUUAAUCUGAAGGAGACUCCUUAACUAGUAUGUGCUUGUAGAGCUUCCUGUCAUGCAAAAAGCUGCUUUGCUGUGGAAAGGAAGAAGAAAAAGUGUAAGGAUUCUCCUCUUAUUCCACUUUAAGACUUAUUUUAGUCGUAUGAGGAGGUUUUUGAUCAUGAGAGCAUCAACUCAGGUGGACAUAUCACAACCUUGCUUUUGUCUUGAGAACAGUGAAGGUGACAUGUGAUUGCUAUUUUUUUUCCAUUUCAUGGGAAGGUGAAUGAGUAUUAUCAUAAAGUUUUAAUUUAUAAUACACAGCCUCAUCGUGUUUGUAAUUAUACUGGUAUAAACGCUUUGUAUUGUCUUUUUUUUUUGUUCCCCAUUUCCUUACAUUGUGUGUAUUUGUUUUUAUCCAUUCCUGGAAAUGACAUUUAAAAGUUCCAUUUGAUUAAAACAUGAACAUGAAUGAAAUGUCAUCUAGUAUAUUUUAAUGCCUGUUACUUUGUGUAAGAAGAAAUAACAUACAGUAAUAAAUACUCAGCAUUUCAACUGGAAAAAAAAGGCAAUAAUGAAAUAAUGCAGUGCAAAUUGAGUUUGUGGAUUUAAAGCAUUGCAAAAAUGUUGCUUGCUGACAAACUGUGGCUGUACUUUUUUGACUUUUUAAAGAGUGUAAAAUGCUCAAGUUGACACCCAAGGUUCUUUUCGGUGUCAGAACAAGAAGGAUAUCGAAGAAAUAAAACAAUGUGGAUGUGACAAAUAUCAACCAAAGCAAUUCAUUCAUGGAUCACAUCUGAUAUCGGUGUGAUGGUUUCCACGUAUGUCAGUACUUCUAUCUGUUUGUUACGGUGUACAUUCUGUUCUACUUUAUUAGCCAUAUUGUACCCUGCCUCUUGCCCUAGGUCAGCUGGGAUAGGCUCCAGCGUACCCCCAGGACACUAGUGAAUAUCUGCAAAGUAGGAGUCCUUAUUUAUAAAUUGAAUAUUUUCCUUGUUACACAUAUAAAACUUGUUUAGGACCUUCUAAAAAGAUAUUUUUAUUAUUACAUUAUUAGAGCCCUCUUGAUGUGACUUAACACCCCUAUAGUUACUUUACACUCUUAUUACCUCUCAGCUAAUAUCAUGUUUCUGAUUCCACCACUAACUGAUUGAAAUUGAACCAACAUGGGCUGCAUGGCGUACAAGUGGUUAGCACGUAGGCCUCACAGCUAGGAGACCCGAGUUCAAUUCCUCCCUCGGCCAUCUCUGUGUGGAGUUUGCACGUUUUCCCCGUGCAUGGGAGGGUUUUCUCCGGGUACUCCGGUUUCCUCCCACAUUCCAAAAACAUGCUAGGUUAAUUGGCGACUCCAAAUUGUCCAUAGGUAUGAAUGUGAGUGUGAAUGGUUGUUUGUCUAUAUGUGUAUAUUUUUUCUUGAUGUGACUUAACACCCCUAUAGUUACUUUACACUCUUAUUACUUCUCAGCUAAUGUCAUGUUUCUGAUUCCACCCCUAAUUCAUUGAAAUUGAACCAACAUGGGCUGCAUGGCAGUCGAGUGGUUAGCUAGGAGACCCAAGUUCAAUUCCUCCCUCGGGCAUCUCUGUGUGGACUUUGCAUGUUCUCCCCGUGUGGGUUUUCUCCGGGUACUCCGGUUUCCCCCCACAUUCCAAAAACAUGCUAGGUUAAUUAGCGACUCCAAAUUGUCCAUAGGUAUGAAUGUGAGUGUGAAUGGUUGUUUGUCUAUAUGUGCCCUGUGAUUGGCUGGUGACCAUUAACUUAUUAAUUGUCAUAUUGUGACAAUGCCAUAUUGUGCUGAGUAGCCAGGACUGACAGACACGGUUAAUUGGUUGAUAAGUGAAUAUCUGCAAAGUAGGAGUCCUUAUUUAUGAAUAGAAUAUUUUCCUCAUUACACAUAUAAACCUUCUAAAAAAAAGUUUUUUAACAUUAUUAGAGCCCUCUUGAUGUGACUUAACACCCCUAUAGUUACUUUACACUCUUAUUACCUCUCAGCUAAUGUCAUGUUUCUGAUUCCACCCCUAACUCAUUGAAAUUGAACCAAUAUGGACUGCAUGGCGGUCGAGUGGUUAGCUAGGAGACCCAAGUUCAAUUCCUCCCUCGGCUAUCUCUGUGUGGACUUUGCAUGUUCUCCCCAUGUGGGUUUUCUCCGGGUACUCCGGUUUCCUCCCACAUUCCAAAAACAUGCUAGGUUAAUUAGCGACUCCAAAUUGUCCAUAGGUAUGAAUGUGAGUGUGAAUGGUUGUUUGUCUAUAUGUGCCCUGUGAUUGGCUGGCGACCCUAGUGAGGAUAAGCGGUAGAAAAUGAAUGAAUUGAACCAACAGCUCCCCUACUGGUUGCAACUAAGCAGUGCAUUCUAUGCUACGGUGAUUACAGCAACAUCAUUAAUCCACUCGUCCCCAAAUCAAAACCACAAGGUAUCCAUUUUAUCAAGGCUUGUUUAGUCGUAAACUUUACGUCACAUUGAAAGCAUUCAGUGUUUUAUGUCGACCACAUGACUAGUAAGCCCCACGGUGAUGUCACAUUGUUGCAUCAACAGCAGGAUCUGGCGGCAAAUCUUUCUUUAAUGCCUUUAAAACUUUUUUUCCACUUGAUAUGAGCCGGGGGAGUCAUGUGACCAAAUAGCAUCAGCCAGUUAAUCACGCGGGACAAACACCCGUCCCACGCCAUAGUCCGUUCCCCUUUCUCCUAUCCUCCACCUGAAGGGUCCGGAUGUCGGUCUGGUCCUGUUGUGGCAGUUGAGUUUAGGGUCGUGCAGCAGGUUCCACAUGAGCCAUAUUUGGGGUACGCUGAGGCUGUGGACCACCAUGAGUUCCCUGUAGAAACACGGGUCGAACGUUUGGAGAUGGGGUGCCGCCGACGGACGGGGAAUCCCGAAUGUACGGAAACCCUGGUGGCGUGAUGGUUUGAUGCCGAUCAGCUGGAGGCACAUUCCCAAAAACACGUCGUCGAUGGGGAACAGUUCCACCUGUAAGUCAAGUCAACAAAACCAUGAAAGAAAAAAACAAAAACCAUACGGAUUAUAUUUAUCGUGGAAGUACCUGCUGACAUGCGGAGCUGAGUCGGCGUGCCGUGUACCCGGACAUAACAAAACCCCCUCCGCCGGCGUAGGACGGGUACAAAGCAGCUCCAUAAACAAACUCCGGCACAAAGUACUUCGAAGUACGGCGGCGAAUUGGUUUAGCGUUGACGAUAAUAUCGCCAAUAAAAAGAUCCCGGUUUGAUUUUUGACCUUGAAGCAGCUCCAGGAUGUUCUCGAUAUUCACAUAAACAUCAGCGUCCCCCUUGAAGAUAAACCUGCAAGCACCAUGACAUGGAAGAACUGAAUAAGAACAAGACUUCUCGGUUCAGGAUACUAGAACCUCACACAGACCUGACAUGAGAACAGGUUCUGUUGACCCAUUCCAGAAAGUGUGUUUCCUUCAACGUCAGGUUGAAGAAGGUGUCCUCAAAGUCCCAUAGAAGGAUGUCCUUGAAGAUUUGACUCUCAUAGGUCAGAAGCUGAUCCCAUAGAGGUAAAGCGGUGCGAUUCCUGGGGACCCCUAGAAGAAAAACCGUACGGAUGGACCCGUCUUCUCGACCCCACGUCCUCCGCACCACCUGAGGUCAUUAGAAGCCAAGUAUUUAUACAUGUAGGAACCAAUGGAGGGUUCGGAAACCGAUAACAAUUUUACCUGCCGUUUAUCAAAAUCCGCAGCGACAGAUUUCACCGCGAUGAGCAUGUAGAGGUCAGUCAAUGACGCCCCCGGGUGACAUUUCUCUGGUUGGUCGAUAAGAAGCUUGAAGUUGCGUUUGUCCUUCUCUCUCAGGUAGCCCUCAAAGUCAAAUGGCGGCAUCGUGGGCGGAGGAACACGAGUCGUCUUGGUGGGCUUCGUUGUCUUCUGUCGUAACUUGGAUUUUCUUUUAGGUUUAGACUCGGCUUUGGGUUUGGCCUGGGGAUGUUUGGACUUGGACUCUGAGUGACGGCGCUGAGGCUCAGUGGGACUGACUGGGGACUGGUUAAUUUGGACAGAAUAUGUGAUAGAACGUUCUUAUGAAUGAAAUCAUCCAUAAAUGUAUUUUCUAGCAGAUUGCCUGUGACUA
This is a messenger RNA of Doryrhamphus excisus (bluestripe pipefish), 10380 nucleotides long. It is a transcript of the gene phaf1, whose product is annotated as phagosome assembly factor 1. Gene Ontology annotation, cellular component: trans-Golgi network; dendrite; synaptic vesicle membrane. The record is from RefSeq and is a predicted model, not a curated record. Gene Ontology annotation, biological process: Golgi to plasma membrane protein transport. Lineage: Eukaryota; Metazoa; Chordata; Actinopteri; Syngnathiformes; Syngnathidae.